AUGGCCGUCCACACGGCCUAUUUGGCUGCUGGGGCCAACCGGCAGACGGCCGCCGCCGACUGGGGCGCCGACGGCACGCUGUGCUACGGUGCAGGCGUGAACCUGGCCGUGUGGCGGCCGGCCGAUGCCAACGGCGUGGCCCAUUUGCUUGGAGGACACGGCAGCGAGAUCAAGGCAGUGCAGUACUUGGCGGUGGACAGCGAAGACGGCCGGUCCUACUUUGUCAGCGGCGGCGACGACAAGGCGCUGAAGCUGUGGGCCGUGCCGUCCGACACGACCAGACGAGGCGCGCCACCACAGUGUGUGCAGACGAUUGAAGACGCUCACGCGGCGCCAAUGAACUGCAUUGCGGCUGCCAAGGCAGGGCAACCGACGGAGCGUGGCCGGCAGAUUUUUGCCACGGGCGGCGCCGACUACAAGAUCAAGAUCUGGGCGCUGGAGCGGAGGACAGGCGGCGGCGGCGACGCCAGCAGCGGGCCGCCUUUACAAAUUGUUCUCCUGCAGACGAUCCAGACGGCGCCGCGGUACUUUCCCCUGUGUCUGGCUCUGGUGGCACUGACGGACGGCACCGGAGCGGGAGCGAGAGCGGGAGCCGGAGGGUCGCAGUCGUGGCUGCUCGCUGCCGCUGGCACCAACAACCGCAUUCAGAUCUUUGGCGGCUCCGAGACGGCGACGAGCAUGAGAACGAGCACGAGCACGAGCACAACGGCCAGCACAGAAUCUGGCGUCGCCUUCGCACUGCAAGCCAGCCUCACUGGCCACGAGGGCUGGGUCCGGUCGCUGGACUUUGGCUGGGAGGGCGUGUCGUUUGCAUCGGACCUGCUGCUGGCGUCGGCCAGCCAGGACAAGUAUGUGCGGCUGUGGCGCAUCCACAAGGGCGCAGUCGCGCCACCACCGACGGCCUCGGCCACGGCGGCCGCCGCAGCGGUGGGCGACGAGGCGCCGACCGCCGGUGUCCCAGUGCACGGCAAGGGCGGCAGCAGCAACGCACCAUCCAACAAGGCACACCGGGUGCGAGCCGGUGGUGACGACGACGGCGACGAGUACUCGGUGACAUUUGAGGCGCUCUUGUUGGGGCAUGAGGACUGGAUCUACAGUGCGCGGUGGACAGCAUCGGGCGGCAGCGAGGACAGCAAGGACAGCAACUCACUGCGCCUGCUGACGGCCUCAGCAGACAACUCGCUUGCAGUGUGGGAGGCCGACGCGGCGUCGGGCAUCUGGGUCACGACAGCACGGCUGGGUGAGCUGAGCAAGGAAAAGGGCGCCACGACGGCGACAGGCAGUGUGGGCGGCUUCUGGGCGGGACUGUGGUCGCCGGAUGGGACAGAGGUGGUGACGCUGUGCCGGACAGGGAGCUGGCGCCGGUGGACUCUUGCCACCACGUCUCGCGCGGCCGGCGACGGCAAAGGCGAGGCGCCGGCCGAGGACAAAAAAGACGAGGACAAGAAAGACGAGGACGCACGAUGGAUCCAGGCCGUCGGCGCGGCCGGCCACGUGGCGCCCGUGACGGGCGUGGCAUGGUCGCGCGACGGUGCCUACCUGCUGUCGACGAGCGGCGACCAGACGACGCGGCUGCACGCCGCGUGGACGAAGCCGUCGCCGUCGCUGUCCGCCUCGUCCCUCGGCUCCUGGCACGAAAUGGCCCGCCCACAGAUUCACGGCUACGACCUCAACUGCAUCGACAGCCUGGGCGCCUCGCAGUUUGUGUCGGGCGCCGACGAGAAGCUGAUGCGCGUGUUCCACGAGCCCAAGACGGUGGCGCGGCUGUUGGCGCGGCUGACGGGGCGGUCGGGUGGUGACGGCGAGACGGGUGUGGACGCGCUGCCCGACGCCGCCAACAUGCCCGUGCUCGGCCUGUCCAACAAGGCCGUGGAUGAGGACGUGGUGGUCGACAGCGAGGCACGUGCCGAAGACGCGAACGCUACUACCGGCGACGCCGCCGCUGGCGACGGCCCACCCCCCGAGGAUGUUCUGGCGCGCAACACGCUCUGGCCCGAGACCGAGAAGCUGUACGGCCACGGCUACGAGAUCAGCUGCCUGGCCGUCAGCCACGACGGCCGGCUGGUGGCCAGUGCGUGCCGCGCCAGCUCGCUCAACCACGCCGUUGUGCGCCUGUUUGAGACGGCGCCGCGGUGGACCGAAGUGCGGCCGCCGCUGGCCACGCACACGCUGACGGUGACGCGGCUGCGGUUCAGUGCCGACGACCGGUACCUGCUGAGUGUGGGUCGCGACCGGCAGUGGGCCGUUUUCGAGAGGCUGCCGUCGGCGGCGGGAGGGGACGAAAACAACGACGAGCAAAACGAAAAGGGCGCCACCCACACCCCCGCCUACGCCCUUCUCCAGAACAACAGCAAGGCGCACACGCGCAUGGUUCUCGACUGCGCAUGGGCCCCGCCCGCUCCCUCCACCUCCAACGCCGCCGGCCACGGCGUCUUUGCCACGGCCGGCCGCGACAAAAAUGUCAAAGUGUGGGCCUCCAGCGACGGCGAGACGGGCCGGUCCUUGUCCUUUGCCCUCGCCACGACGAUCCCACAGGAACACCCCGUCACGGCAGUUGAUUUUCUGUGGCGGCCGACCACGACCACAACCGCAACCUCGUCGACGCCCACAUUGGCAUUGGCCGUCGGCACGGAAGCUGGUCGCCUCUCCAUUGUGUCGCUGGACGCGCACACGCUGGCUGUGACGGCGGCCGUGGCGCUCGAUGCCAGCCUGUGCCUGCCCCGGGCGGUCUUGCAGCUGGCCUGGCGGCCGCCGACGACCACCAGCUCAAUUGAUACCGGAAGUGAAACCAACGCCGAAACCGGUGCCGACCUGGCGGUUGCUGGCGAGGAUGCAUCCCUGCGUGUGUAUCAUAUAGCCGGGGUCUAG
Molecule: messenger RNA, 2868 nt
Organism: Sporothrix brasiliensis 5110
Lineage: Eukaryota; Fungi; Ascomycota; Sordariomycetes; Ophiostomatales; Ophiostomataceae
Product: elongator complex protein 2
Exons: 1
Coding region: 1-2868 (955 amino acids)
Biological process (GO): tRNA wobble uridine modification
Cellular component (GO): elongator holoenzyme complex
Molecular function (GO): protein binding
Source: RefSeq, a predicted model, not a curated record